GGCCGGAGGGCUGUUUUCCAUGCUGUCCCUGUGUCUGCCGCAGGAGAAUGGCGCCCAACGCCACGUUCGCUCCCCGCCCGGCCGCCGCCGCGCCCGAGCGACUGCUCCGCCCCGUCUUUGCCGGGCUCUGCGGGGCCGUCCUGCUGGCGGGGCUGCUGGCCAACGGGCUCCUGCUGCUGGUGGUGGGCCGGGGCCCCGGCGCCCGCUCCCCGCUCCUCGCGCUGACCAACAGCCUCAUGGUGAACGUCACACUGUCCGACCUGCUCUUCCUGGGCUGCGUGGUGCCCGUGCUGCUGCUGAGCUUCCUGCGGCACGACUGGUGGCUGGGCCCUGCCAUCUGCACCACCAGCCAGGCCGCCAACACGGCCACCAUGUUCUGCACCUUCUACAGCAUGGUGGCCACAGCUCUUCUGCGCCACGUGGCUGUGGCCCGGCCUGACGUGGGCCUACCAGCCGGCCGGGGCACCCGCUUGCUGCUCUGUGGGGCCAUGUGGGGCCUGGGCCUCGCCGCCUCCCUGCCCAACUGGCUGUUCCAGCGGGUGGCGGUGGAGGAGGGGACGGCGGGGGCCCCCACCACCCGGGCCUGCCUCCUGCUCCUGAGCCCCGCUCAGACCUCCUGCUACUUCGCCCUGCUGGGAGCGCUGGCCUUCCUGCCCUGCCUGCUGGGGCUGGGCUGCUCCUUCAGCCACGUGCGCUGGCUCCUGUGGACGCGGCCGCGAGGUCCCACGGGGGAGAGCGCCCGGGAGCACCAAGAGAACACAGGGCUCAUCCUGGUGGUGCUGCUGGUGUUCGUGCUGAUGUGGGGCCCCUGCUCCGUGCUGGGCUAUGCGGCGGCCGUGGGCCUCCUGCCCGCCACGCCCCAGGCGUUUGUGGCCUCCAGCCUCUCCUCCAUCCUGGCCGCCUCCAACUGUGCCGUCAGCCCCGUCCUCUGCUUCUGCCUCUCCCGCCCCUUCCGGGCAGGGCUCAGGGACCUCUUCUGCAGGCUGCUGACAGCCAGGCGUCCCAGAGGUGUGGGAGGGGCAGCCACGGGGCUGCAGAGCGUCCAGCCUGGCCAGGAGAGGGCCCCGGGAGGCCCACGGGGCCCGGUGGGCGUCUGAGAGGCCAGGGUGAUGGGAGGGCUGAGUUUCCAGGGAGAUGGAAAGACCCUCGGUGACCUUAGAGCCCCCCACCCUGUAUUGUACCUAUGGGGACACUGAGACCCACAGAGGGCAGACCGCCCCACAGCAAUGGCACGGCUCAGCCAGGGCUCAAUCUGCAGAUAACCGGGUCCUCCCCCCACUCUACCCUGAGGGUCAGAGACCUUUAGGAUCUACUGUUUUCUAGUUGUGUGAUCUUGAGCAAAGCCCUUAACCUCUCUGUGCCUCAGUUUUCUCGUCUGGAAAAUGGGACAAUGGUUAUAUGCACCUUCUUCACACGGAUGUUAUAAAUUCACUAAACACAAGUAGGGUGCUUAGAAGAGUGUCUGGUGCUCAGUACGUACAUGGGCACGUUGGUCAUAGCUACUGUUAUUGUUUUUAUUAAUUCAGGGGCAUUCGAGGUGAGUGGAUGAGAGGGUGGUGGGGGGGCUUCCAAAGGCAGAGGAAUGAUCUGGGCGCUGCAGCCCGAGGCCCUCCCUUCCGAAGG
Messenger RNA from Microcebus murinus (gray mouse lemur), 1623 nucleotides. NCBI's taxonomy places the organism in Eukaryota, Metazoa, Chordata, Mammalia, Primates, Cheirogaleidae. The record is from RefSeq and is a predicted model, not a curated record.